AUGGGCGCCUGCGGCUGCCUCGCUUCGGCCUCGACGAGUGCCGCGAUUGGUGUUGGAGGAGGGGCUCCUCGGCAUCCACAGGCCGACACCGUCGGCGAGAGCGGCGGCGGCGCGGCCGCGGCCUCGCCCAGCAGCGCGGGCCCCGUCCUGCUCGGCUCGAGGCGUCCGGGGACCGUCGCCGGCAAGGAGGGCGAGGGCGAGCUCCUCGUCGUGGUGCGGGUCGUGAAGGCCGAGCUGAGCCGCAGCUGCCUCAGGGUCGGCAGGAUGGCCCCGCACGCCCUCGUGGUGUGGACCGACUCGGCGGGCUGCCAGUGGGAGGGCUCCCGCACGAGGACCGACCAGAACGGGCAUAUGAACCCGCACUGGGAGCACACCUGCAGCGGCCAGCUCUACUCUGGGCGUGGGGGCGGCGACACCGUCGAGUUCUGGGUGAAGGACAAGGACACCUGCUUGGGCGUUGCCCGCGUGACGGUGGACGACCUGCUCGGGAAGGCCGCAAGCCCGACGGCCGACUCUGACUGCGCCCCCGCUGUGGGCAGCACGAGGCAGCUGGACCUGAGGCUGGACGGCGAGAUCGCUGGCCACAUCACCGUGCAGGGCUUGCUCUACAAGUGCGAUCGCAAGGUCUCAUGCGACGAUGGCGGCCUGCCAGGGGAGGUCCUCACGAGGAUCGACCCCGCGCUGUUCCAGCACCCAGUCAGACGCGUUGGGGUGGCAGGCGGAACCGCGCCGUUUUUCAAGUUGGUCCUAAAUCCCGACGCUCUGGCAAGCGGCAGCCCGGCUCUGCUUGGGGGCAUCACCCGCGACUACUACAUCGGAAAGGACCUGAGCCACGCCGCCGACGAGGUCAGCUUCUACGAGGAGGUGAUGACGCUGAGCGAGAAGGCAGGCAAGGGCGGCAUGGCGGCCCUGGUGUCGUUCCUCGUGGACUACCUCGGGGUGCUGACGGCCGAGGAGGACGCGCCUCCCGAGAAGAGGCAGAAGCCCAGAGACCUGCUGGUGAUGAGGAACCUCGGGAGCGGGUUCAGGAAGCUCCGGAUGCUGGACAUCAAGAUCGGCCAGAAGACGGCGCAGGCGGGCUGGCAGGGCAAGUCCCGCAUGGCCGCGCUGCGCGGCAGCAUGGUGGACAGCGUCACCAACUCGAGCUGCGAGGGCUUCCGCCUCGAGGGUUUCGACGGCCGGCCGCCCUGCCUCGAGUCCAUGGACCCGAUGCUGGACCUCGGCGUCACGGGCGACCGCAAGGUCGUGAAGAAGGCCUGGCGCGUCAUGCUGCAGCGCAUGUCUGGCGCCGAGAUGCUCAUGCACUUCAUGGACACCCACCAGGAUUCGGAGAGCACCGCGCGGCCGGAAGAGGACGUGGGCGAGCGCCUGACCCGCGUCGAGGUCGCCGAGCUGUCGCACCACGAGAUCGUCCGGCGCCUGGCUGGCCUCGCCGUGGCGUGCCGGCAGUGCCCCGUCCCGCAGAAGUGGAUCGGCAGUUCCGUGGCGCUCGGUUACGAUUGCGGCGAGCCGCCGCGGCGCAGUGCGCCAGAGGAGGAGGUGCGGUCUGCGACGAUCGUGCAGCUUUUCGACUGGGGCAGGUCCGAGCUGAACACGCUCGAGAAGCAUAUGGCGAUGUCGGACGAAGACCAGCACGACCGCGCGGAGUUCUGGAGCUACUACGUGGGCGGCGUCGACCGCCUCCUGUGGGAGACCGCCAGGGCCUACAGGCACCGCUUCGGCAAUGCGGAGGGGUGGUCCGCCGUGACGUUUACCCUUUACGACUUCGAUUCGAUGUCGGACAACGACCGGAUGGGCUCGGUGACAGUUCCUCUCGAGCCGACGCCUGAGACGACCGUCAAAUUGUUGCGCGACAGUGGUUCGAAGGUCACAGUCCCUUUUAGGGGCACAUCGAUGCUCACCUACUCCAUCGUGAAGCGGCCUCUGCCAGAGGGCUCGCGUCUCGCGUGCACCUGGCAGGUCAGGGUCAUCCGCGCGGAGAACCUGCCGCGCAUGGACAUAAUGCAAGGGCGGGGCACUUCCGACCCCUUCUGCACAGUGACAGCGGUCUCGGAGCUGGGCGACACGAGGUUCCGGCAGCAGACGAGCGUGAAGGUCAGGAACCUGAACCCAGAAUGGAACGAAGUGUUCGACCUGCCUGUCGCGGCGAGGCCGCGGGGGCUGGAGGCCGCUCUGGAGGAGGUCUCGCCCGCGCUGGUGCGGGAGUCCCUGGACUGGGUGCUGCCCCCGGAGGCGCACAACAGUUACCGCGACAGCGGCGCGGAGGCGGUCCGUGUAACCGCUUCCCUGGCCAGCCUCAACCCGCUCAGCGCCCCGAAGAGGAGCAACGCCGAGCUGGAGGAGCUCAAGGCGCGCGAGUUUGCCGACCGGCUGGACGCGGCCGCGGCUGACCACUCCCGCGAGGCGGAAUGGCAGAUCCCCGGGGUGAGCAGCGGCUGGCGCUCUCGCUAUUGGCGAUCUUUCGAGCAGACCAGCUGCAGCAGCCUCGGGGCGCUGUCGGUGGAGCUGGAGGAGCAGCAGCACGCGGGCGCCGUGCUGUCCUGCAGCCUGUUCGCGUGCAGCUCCUGA
Prorocentrum cordatum is the source of this 2568-nucleotide messenger RNA. Lineage: Eukaryota; Dinophyceae; Prorocentrales; Prorocentraceae. The record is from the annotation of a GenBank genome assembly.